Molecule: messenger RNA, 867 nt
Organism: Dipodomys ordii (Ord's kangaroo rat)
Lineage: Eukaryota; Metazoa; Chordata; Mammalia; Rodentia; Heteromyidae
Gene: Tas2r5
Product: taste receptor type 2 member 5
Exons: 1
Coding region: 1-867 (288 amino acids)
Biological process (GO): G protein-coupled receptor signaling pathway; sensory perception of taste; detection of chemical stimulus involved in sensory perception of bitter taste
Cellular component (GO): membrane
Molecular function (GO): bitter taste receptor activity; G protein-coupled receptor activity
Source: RefSeq, a predicted model, not a curated record
AUGCCGGUAGCCAUAGCUGAAUUUCUUAUUGGCCUGGUUGGAAAUGGAAUCCUUGUGGUGUGGAGUGUUGGAGAAUGGAUCAGGAAAGUCAAGGGGUCCUCAUAUAACCUCGUUGUCCUGGGUCUGGCUGGUUGCCGGUUUCUCCUGCAGUGGAUGAUUAUGUUGGACUUAAGCCUGCUUCCAUAUGUCCAAAAUUCUUUUUGGAUUCUCUAUGCCAAUAUUCUCUGGUCUGUGAUAAGCCAAGCCAGCCUCUGGUUUGCUGCUUUCCUCAGUGUCAUCUAUUGUAAGAAGAUCACAACCUUCCAACAUCCUGCUUAUCUGUGGCUGAAGCAGAGGGUCUUUAGCUUGAGUCUUUGUUGCAUCCUGGGACACUUGAUAAUAACUUUGGUACUUCUAGUUGACAUCAAAUCCUCUGGUCUUUCCCUUGCAAACAAGAGCAUUGAAAACUUCUUUUCAAGAUGGCAGAAUCGUUCUUUAUUUCACCUCACUUCAGGAAGUGGGCUGCCUUUGGGGAUGCUUCUUGCUUCCUCUGGGAUGCUGAUUGUCUCUCUGUAUAGACACCACAGGAAGAUGUGUGUCCACACCGCUGGCAGGAGAGAUGCUCGGGGCCAGGCCCACGUCACUGCCCUGAAGUCCUUGGGCUGCUUCCUUAUGCUUCACCUGGUUUAUAUCCUGGCUAGCCCCUUCUCUUUCACCUCCGACUACUCACCUGCUGAACUCACCAGGGUCUUAAUCUCAGAGACAGUCAUGGCUGCCUACCCUUCUCUUCAUUCUGUCAUCCUGAUCUGGGGCAUGCCUAAGGUGAAGCAGACUUGUCAGAAAACCUUGUGGAGGAUAACAUGUGCUUGGAGAACCUGGGGUACAUGA